GGUAACUCACGUAAACGAAUGGCGUCCAUGAUGAGCUUUUAAUCGUUUGAACGUCUGAUGAUUACAUGCUAUAUCUAAAACCAGCAUGCAUGUUUGCAUAUUAAUGAAUGAUCGCAUUUAAACAGUCGAUACGAUGGAUGAUGAGCCUUUUUCUACAACGCUUGCUUACACGAAAAGCCCUAAAACAUCCAGAAGAACAACUUUUCAGGAUGAGCUGAAGACAGCUGUGUCUGCUAGAGCCAACAGGCAUAGCUACUCUGAUGACUUUGAUGAUGAUGAUGAUGAAGAUGGUAAAGUUGAUGAUGAUGAUGCAGACAUACUCAACGAACUCCUUAAGAUGCAAAAACAGAAGAAGGCGAGAUUUAAAGCUGGGAAGACCAAAGGCAAAAUCAACGAUUUCAAGCUUUCGGGUGAUGAAGAGGAAAAUGUCAAACCCAAAAAAGUAUCUUUUCUGAAAACCAAAAGGACCAGCUCGCCUGUGAACUCCGAACAGCUGAACUCCAUGAAAAGUGAAGGUGACCAGCGUAGUUCUGUCCAUUCGCAAAGCAAUUCUUACAAUCCGCAGUCCCCGGAUUCCCCUUUUUCCUCUCUAUCUGACAAGUUCCUACCAGAGUCCGCGUUACCUUACGAGCAGUCCAAAUCAGUCAUGCAUUCGAGGAACCAGACCGAAUCUGUGGUGAGGAAGAGCCUGACAGAAUCUCCACUGCUACUAAACUCUGAGAACAGCCAAUGGGAAUCCUGUCCAGAGCCAUUGCCUUCAGAAAAACAUGAGGACAACCAAAGGAUUGGUGAAGAUAGUGAACCACCCGUUCCUCAACCCAGGGAGAGAAGCGUUAAACCAAAACUCUCCACAGGUUGUCCUACUCAAGACAUGUCACCCAGACCCAAACCCAGACAGAGGACAGUGAAUAUGUGUGACUUUCGUCAGUUAGAAGAGAAAACAUCAGCAGAGACGCCUGCCUACAGCAGAACAGCCACGUCUUCUAUGUCUAUAGCCCUCUCUUCUGAGAAGAGUCAAACCUCUGCAUGUGACAGUGUUCUGGAUCCAGAUGAAGACCAGGUCAUGCCAGAGAGUUGUUCACCAGCAGAGAUAAUGUCUGAGGCUCCAGACGCUGUAGGCAGCGCUGCCUCAGAAGAGAGCAAAGAGAGAAAUUAUUCAACAUCCUUUGAAGAAAAGCAUGCAAGUCAGGAGAGUUUGCAGGGUGCCCUUGACCUUGAAAGAUCAGCAGACAGAAGCAUGCACCAAACAUUGAAACUCAUCGAUAGUGAACAACAUCUUCUGGACAUUAGACCUUCAAGCUCUCGGUCAUCCAGUUCCAGAAAACACAAGAGCUCUUAUAAAGCAGAGUCGAAAUACCUGGGAGCGCUGAAGAUUUUGGACCAGAGGACAGAGGAGAGCCAACGGGUUCCAGAAGCAGCAGAUUCACUAAGAGCUGCUGUGUACCAGGAAUGGCUAAAAAAGAAAGAAGGAACUUUAAAAAUAACAAGGAGCGCAAAAAAGCAGGAAGAGAAAUUAAAAGAGGAGAAAGUGCAAGAAGACAAGCUUGCUAAAAUUGCAGAUGCAAAGGCCUCUUAUGAUGCCUGGAAAGAGAAAAAAAGUGAAGUCGUUAGAAUGAAAGCCAAAGAAAAACAGGAGGCAAUAAAGCAACAACAAAUGGAAAUGGAUAAAAAGCGAGAAAAAAACGAAACAGCAAAACAGGAUAAAAAGAAGAUCGUUAAGCAUUUCCAGAAAGACAAAAAGUUGUCUGAAAAAUACACACACUCCAGUGCCAAGGCCACAUAA
Messenger RNA from Sinocyclocheilus grahami, 1783 nucleotides. RefSeq names its product microtubule-associated protein 9 (gene map9). Gene Ontology annotation, molecular function: microtubule binding. The record is from RefSeq and is a predicted model, not a curated record. The coding region runs from base 134 to 1783 and encodes 549 amino acids. The transcript has 11 exons. Gene Ontology annotation, biological process: regulation of mitotic cytokinesis; mitotic cytokinesis; mitotic spindle assembly. Gene Ontology annotation, cellular component: astral microtubule. NCBI's taxonomy places the organism in Eukaryota, Metazoa, Chordata, Actinopteri, Cypriniformes, Cyprinidae.